Messenger RNA from Ostertagia ostertagi, 492 nucleotides. Lineage: Eukaryota; Metazoa; Nematoda; Chromadorea; Rhabditida; Trichostrongylidae. The record is from the annotation of a GenBank genome assembly.
AUGAUACAGGGAAAGGUCCAAAAAAGCAAUCCCAUAAGUGUCGAUGAAGGCAAGGUUGAGGAUCAGGUUGAGAACGAACCAUCUGGUGCUGGAGGGCAAAUCGAUGACGGUUCUGAUGAAUUAUCCACAGCAAUACCAGACUACUCGAAAAAGUUGGAGAAAAAGCGUAGAAAGAAGGGGAAACGAACGGAAACUGAGGAUGAAAUAGAAGAAGGCAGCAGCACUCCAAAAGCACCCACACCACCUAUAAGAAUAGGAGGAUAUGAUGCCAAUAUUCGUACUGAUGAUAUCAAAGCGAGUUUGAAAGACGCUCCGAAUGCCAAGUACUACUACCCGCCCAAAGUUAUGUUAGGCACAUGCCGCGAUGUGUAUGCAAGAUACGUCUGCUGCAAUCUGCAACUGAACAAUCUUAUUGAGGAUACGUUCGAAACGGUAAAGAACGUGCAAGGCUACAGCGCAUGUAAUAUCGCACGAAUGGCCAACAUCAUUCAG